UCAAAUCAUUCAGACAGUACUCGUACAAUGGCGUUAAGAAUUUUGUGUCUCCUCAGCCUUUUGGCAUUUUCUCAAGCCGGACUCCUGCCACUUUUUGAUCCCAGAAUCGUAAAUGGAGAAAAUGCGAGACUAGGCGAGAUUCCGUAUCAGGUUUCUCUUCAAUACACAGAUUUUUCCUUUCACUUUUGUGGCGGCUCAAUCCUGAAUGAUAAUUAUGUCAUCACAGCAGCUCACUGUGUUAAAAAUAUAGAAUCAUUUAAUAUAAAAGUUAUUGCUGGCACUAUCGAUUUAAGUAAACCAAAAUCAGAACACAACGUCAUAAAAGCCAUUAUACACGAAGAAUAUGAUUCUCAUAAUUCUUGGAUUAACGAUAUAGCUUUAUUGCAGGUCGAAACUCCUUUCAUAACAUCUAAGACUGUCGGGCAUGUUCCUUUGCCACCAAAAGGUUUUAAUGUUAAAACCAAUGAUGUAGCCAUUGUGUCGGGAUGGGGCAGACUCUGGCAAGAAGGACCAACCACUGUUAGACUACAACGAGUCAACAUCUUCAUCGCUGAUCACACCUACUGUCAAUAUAUAUACAAUAAAAUAAACUACAACGUUUAUCCCACGCAAAUUUGCGCAUAUGAUUCAUCAAUCGAAAAAGGAUCGUGUCACGGUGACUCUGGUGGCCCAUUGACUGUUGGAGGAAAACUCGUUGGAUUGGUAUCCUGGGCGAAUGGUUGCGCCAGCUCCUCUUACCCUACUGUAUACACGAAUGUCAUCGAGUACUUGGAUUGGAUUACAGCUAACGCAGUCUAAACUAAUCUAAAUUUUGCGUCUAUCAAUGAUUCAUACUCUCUCUUUCGUUUUGUAUAAUUUUGUAAUUAAAAUCCGGGGAAGAAGGAAUUUUUUUUUAAUGUAAAAGCCGAUAACGGUGUGUCAUAAGAUUGUACGUAAUAAGUGCCCUCAAAAUUCUGUAUAUAUUUUCAAAAUAAAUUAAUUCUUUCCGCAAGAAAACACUGAUGAAGUUAGUCUGCCUGUUAAAAGGCUGCAGCGAAGAAUUAUCGCGCGACAAGUGCCGUUCAUUUUAUCUAUCACGAUUAUUACGAAUCAAAAUCCAGAGAGACUUUGAUAUAAAGCUCCUGGUUAGUGCAAGAGGUCGGAUAGAACUUGGCUCUGUCGUGAAAUCAAUACGCCAUGACCGCGCGAGGCUCACGUGUUGCUCUUAUUUCCGGUAAUACUUGGUAGAGCGGAAGCGGUCAAUGCUCACAUUUUAACGAUAAUUGACAGUUAUAAUCAUAGCAGUCUGUAUUUGAUAAAAUAGAUCGUAAAUAAAAAAUAUUCGUUAAAC
This is a messenger RNA of Acromyrmex echinatior (Panamanian leafcutter ant), 1330 nucleotides long. Its product is annotated as chymotrypsin-2-like. Gene Ontology annotation, biological process: proteolysis. Gene Ontology annotation, molecular function: serine-type endopeptidase activity. Lineage: Eukaryota; Metazoa; Arthropoda; Insecta; Hymenoptera; Formicidae. The record is from RefSeq and is a predicted model, not a curated record.